AUGUCUGGCAGACCGAGCGGUGUGGGGCCCCGUCGAGGGGCGACCCUGAAUCGUGGCAAGACCUUGUCUCGGCCAGAUCGAUUCCAGACUCCAGAGACGAUGUUCAAGAAACGAAAGGAGAAUGAGCCCGCGUCCUGUUGGGUGAUUUGUUCCAGAAUCGUCACCUGUUGGGCUCUACCCCCGUUCUUACGUUGGGCCGGCAUCCAUGAAAAACCCGUUCAACAGGCCUGGCGUGAAAAGGUCACCCUUUGUUUCAUCAUCCUGUUGAUCGGAGGAAUGGUCGCCUUCUUGACCAUCGGAUUCGCCUUCUUGCUCUGUCCUUCCGACCAGAGACAAGGUCAACAGAACUUUGUUCGAUUCAAUGAUACUCAAGCUGCCGGUCUUUAUGGUAUCAAUGGCUAUAUCUACGACUUCCGCAAAGGUACUUGGCCUCCAGGCUUCAACGCCAGCAACUUCAAACCAGCGGGCGAUAUCAGCAACAUCUUUAUCCAUGGUCGAGACUCAAUCAACUGUCAAGGCCUCACCAGUACAGCAGCUCAAUUCGAUAACUGUCAUACCGCUGCAGGAGGAUGUAACAAUCACGUGGCGACCAAGGAAUAUCUCAACGGCCUGGGGAUCUUUGAUGACAACAAACGUAAAGCGGGCUAUGAUUGGAGUCAGAUGGGAUUGGAGGAACUUUCCAACUACAUGGUCAUCGAUGGCAAUGUCUUGAAUCUGGAUCGGUAUUUCCAACGAUAUAGACAACCCAUCCAAGGAGACGAAAUCGAUGCCAUCUUUCGACAUGUCAGGAGCUUACCCAUGCCCUCCGGAGGUCGUGAUGCCACAAAGCUCUUCUUCCGACGAGAGUCUGUCAAGGCGAAUGUGAAUUGUUUGGUCGACAAGUUUGGUGCGGGAUUCAUCGAUAAGGCCACACCGGGUUGUUUCGCCGCAGAUCUGUUCAUGUAUGUGUCCCUGACCGUGGUCUUGGGCAUUGUCCUCUCUCGUUUUGCGAUGGCCAUCAUCUUUGACUGGUUCCUCUCUGCAAAAUUGGCCAAGCCUCCGGUCAAGCCCAAGGUCCAUACCAUGGCCUCGGCCGCAUCCUCUGGUUCAUCCAUCUCCGGUUCCACCAUCGUCGGCUCUGCCGCUUCUGCCAACUCUGGGAAAUCAGGUGCCCUGUCUCGAUCCCCCACCAACACCAGUAUUGCCGGUGGAAACGUUUUGGAAUUGCACACAGUCUUGUUGGUCACCUGUUACUCCGAAGGUGAAUCAUCCCUCCGUACCACCAUCGAGUCCUUAGCAGCGACUGAAUACCCCGACAACAAAAAGUUGCUCUUUAUUAUCUGCGAUGGUAUCAUUACAGGAUCAGGCAAUGACCGUUCAACGCCCGAUAUCUGUGCUAGUCUAAUGGAACUCGACCCAGCCUUUGAUUCAGAGCCCACGCCCCAGUCCUACAUCGCCGUCGCUGCAGGAUCGAAACAACAUAACCGAGCCAAGGUCUAUGCAGGCUAUUUCCGUUGGAAGAACAAACGUGUGCCCACAGUGCUGGUGGUGAAGUGCGGUAAUGAGGAGGAACAUGAGAAGCCCAAGGCCGGUAACCGUGGAAAGCGUGAUUCCCAGUUGAUUUUGAUGAACUUCUUCUCACGUGUGACCUAUAACGACCGAAUGACACCUCUGGACUAUGAACUCUUCCGGAAGAUUCAACAUCUGAUGGGCGUUACCCCGGAUCGAUUCGAGAUUGUGUUGAUGGUGGAUGCAGACACAAAGGUCUAUCCGAGUUCAUUAAGGCUGUUGAUGAACUGUAUGAAUAACGAUCCGUUGAUUAUGGGGCUCUGUGGAGAGACCAAGAUUGCGAACAAGCGCCAGUCCUGGGUCACGGCAAUUCAGGUAUUCGAGUACUACAUCUCACAUCAUCUUGGAAAGGGGUUCGAGUCCGUCUUUGGAGGUGUGACCUGUUUACCAGGAUGUUUCUGUAUGUACCGCCUCAAGGCCCGGAAGGGCGAUGACUGGGUCCCGAUUAUUACCAAACCGGAAAUUGUUCAGGAAUAUUCACAAAACAUUGUCGAGACACUCCAUCAAAAGAACUUGUUGCUGUUGGGAGAGGAUCGGUUCUUGACCACGUUGAUGCUUCGUAAUUUCCCACACCGAAAGAUGAUGUUUAUGCCCCAGGCGAUCUGUAAGACAGUUGUACCGGAUGAGUUCAAUGUGUUGUUGUCUCAGAGACGUCGUUGGAUCAACUCUACGAUCCAUAAUUUGCUCGAAUUGGUGUUGGUGCGUAAUCUGUGCGGGACAUUCUGUUUCUCGAUGCAGUUUGUGAUUUUCAUGGAGUUGAUCGGAACAGUGGUCUUGCCCGUGGCGAUGAUCUUGACGUUUGUCCUGAUUGCUAAUCUGGCGGUGAUGACGAUUGAGACGAUCUCACAGGCAGUGCCGUUGAUCCUGUUGGUCUUUGUCAUGACCAUGCCCGCGAUCCUGAUCUUGUUGACGACUCGAAAACUGAUUUAUAUUGCUUGGAUGUUUGCUUAUCUCUUGGCUUUGCCUGUCUGGAACUUUAUCCUUCCCGUGUACGCCUACUGGCAUUUCGAUGACUUUUCCUGGGGAGAAACCCGCAAGGUGGAGGGAGAAGCCAAGGGAGAAGCUCAUGGAAAUGCAGAUGGAAUCUUUGAUGCCUCUCGUGUGCCUCUCAAGCGUUGGGAUGAUUACGAGAAGGCUCGUGUUCGACAAGUGAAGCGUAUCGAACGUGCAGAACGUCAACGGGCUCAGGGAUCACCCUAUCUUCAAUCGGCUGCACCGAGUGUCUUUACGGCGGAUGAUAACGAGUCGGAUAUGAUGAGUGAUCUGGGUCCACAACAACAACAUUAUGAUUAUAACGGUCGUCAAGUCAUGAGUACUCCGCUGGUCGGGAACCAGGCUCGACCUAUGAUGGGUCUUGGUAUUGGACCAGGAGGUCCUCCAGGAGGUGUUCGAUUUGGUCCUCCUUCACCUGGCUUCCAGCCCAUGUCUCCUAAUAGCCCUGGUGGUGGCCCUAUGCCCACAAGUCCUAUGAUGCCCCCUCCUGCUAGCCCUGGCGGCAUGCGGAGGAAUCGCAGUAAUGCAGGACAAGGAUCACCUGCUCCUCCACCACAGUAG
Molecule: messenger RNA, 3102 nt
Organism: Lobosporangium transversale
Lineage: Eukaryota; Fungi; Mortierellomycota; Mortierellomycetes; Mortierellales; Mortierellaceae
Product: chitin synthase-domain-containing protein
Exons: 2
Coding region: 1-3102 (1033 amino acids)
Cellular component (GO): cell periphery; cell septum
Molecular function (GO): chitin synthase activity
Source: RefSeq, a predicted model, not a curated record